ACCUCUCUCUCUCUUCAUCACUCCCUCUUUCUCUAUCUUCGUGGUCAGACUCUCCCCUUCCUUCUCUCCAAUGGCUUCAAACUGCGCUGUUACCGGCUCCGGUCUCAUCGUCUCCUUCGGGGAGAUGUUGAUCGACUUCGUUCCGACAGUCUCCGGCGUCUCCCUCGCCGAGGCUCCCGGCUUCCUCAAGGCUCCCGGUGGCGCCCCCGCCAACGUCGCGAUCGCCGUGGCUCGCCUCGGAGGCAAGGCAGCCUUCGUCGGCAAGCUCGGCGACGACGAGUUCGGCCACAUGCUGGCCGGGAUCUUGAAGGAGAAUGGCGUCAGUGGCGAUGGCAUCAACUUUGACCAAGGUGCCAGGACCGCUCUCGCUUUCGUUACUCUACGCGCCGAUGGCGAGCGUGAGUUUAUGUUUUAUAGGAAUCCCAGUGCUGACAUGCUGUUGAGGCCGGACGAGUUGAAUCUGGAGCUCAUCAAAUCCGCUAAGGUCUUCCAUUAUGGAUCAAUAAGCUUGAUUGUGGAGCCAUGUAGAUCGGCUCACCUAAAGGCGAUGGAGGUUGCCAAGGAUGCAGGAGCCCUCCUCUCCUACGACCCAAACCUCCGGCUGCCAUUGUGGCCGUCCCCUGAAGAGGCGCGUGAACAGAUUUUGAGCAUUUGGGACAAGGCUGAGGUGAUCAAGGUCAGUGAUGUAGAGUUGGAGUUCCUCACCGGCAGCAACAAGAUUGAUGAUGAAUCUGCCUUGUCACUAUGGCACCCUAACUUGAAGCUCCUCUUGGUCACUCUUGGUGAACAUGGUUGUAGGUACUAUACUAAGGCUUUCAAAGGAUCAGUGGAAGCUUUCCAUGUCAACACUGUAGAUACAACCGGUGCAGGUGAUUCAUAUAUCGGCGCUUUACUAUGCAAGAUUGUCGAUGAUCAAUCUGUUCUCGAGGAUGAAGCAAGGUUGAGAGAAGUACUUAAAUUUGCCAAUGCAUGUGGAGCCAUAACAACUACCAAAAAGGGAGCAAUUCCAGCUCUUCCCACAGAGGCUGAUGUGCUCAGCUUAAUCAAAGGGGCAUAGACAAAAAUUUUAAUUCUUCAUUUUUAUUUUUAUUUUUAUUUUUGUCUUGUUGUUUGCUCUGGAUUUCAAUGAAAGAGGGCAUUCAAAUUUUCUCACCCUCUUUGCUUUCAUUUUUUUGGGUCUUUGUCCAUGCAUGUAAUGAUGAAAAGACUUGAGCUCUCAGGCUUUAGUUAAUUAAAAAUAAAAUUUUGCCAUUUUAGUCAAUCA
Pistacia vera is the source of this 1264-nucleotide messenger RNA. RefSeq names its product probable fructokinase-4. Gene Ontology annotation, biological process: fructose metabolic process. The coding region runs from base 71 to 1057 and encodes 328 amino acids. The transcript is spliced from 4 exons. Gene Ontology annotation, cellular component: cytosol. Lineage: Eukaryota; Viridiplantae; Streptophyta; Magnoliopsida; Sapindales; Anacardiaceae. The record is from RefSeq and is a predicted model, not a curated record. Gene Ontology annotation, molecular function: fructokinase activity.